AUGGAAACUAAUACAGAAGCAUAUAUUCGAUACGAUCCUACAAAGGAAAAUGCCUGGGUUAAAGGGAUUAUUGAUUCAUUAAAAAACAAUGGCGAAGAUUAUUAUAAAGUAGAAUCUAAACAGCUUGUUACUAUGCUAAUUGUCAUUAUCGCAAAGAAAAAACAUAAACCAUUUAUUUCAGAAGUGACGAGCACAUAUGCCGGUGUUGGCUUGAUGAACAUGAUGGGAAAUAAAGGAGGCAUUUCAGUUCGAUUUAGAUUUUAUGAUAGCUAUUUAUGCUUUGUUACUAGUCAUCUGGCUGCAUUUACAGAUAGAACAGAGAAAAGAAAUCAAGAUUUUACAGAAAUUACUAAAAGACUAGUAUUUCCCUAUCAACAUGACCCUAUUACAGAGUACAUAUCAUAUUCUUGGAAUGAUGGUGGUGAUGAAGGAGUGUCGUUUUUAGAAAGUAAUAAUGUUAUACGUAAUUGGUCAACUGACGCAUCGAUAUUUCAUAAUGAUUUUUUGAUUUGGUGUGGUGAUUUGAAUUAUCGAAUUAAUUUAAACGAAGCCAUUAUCAAAAAUUAUAUUCGGCAAGAUAAACUGGAUGUGCUUUUAGAUUAUGAUCAAUUAUCUAUAGAGCGUAAAGCUGGUAGGACUUUCCCAAUGUUUGAGGAGGGUCAAAUCACGUUUCCACCGACAUAUAAAUAUGAUGCAGGCACAAAUCAAUAUGAUACUAGUGAAAAACGACGUGCACCAUCGUGGACAGAUCGAAUUUUAUGGAAGAAAGAGCGAAAAGAUAUAGACAAACAAAAUCUGAAGUUAUUAAGUUAUGCUGACUGUAUGGAAAUGAUGAUGAGUGAUCAUAAGCCUGUUAGAGCUUUAAUCGAAUUAAAUAUAAGAAAGAUUAACAGUCAACAGCAGGAAAAAACGGUAGAUAGUUUAGUUAAACAAUUGAUAGAUAGCCAAGAUGAGCAACCACGUGGAAAAAUAUCUUCAUCGUACGUUGAUUUUGGAAAUGUACAUUUUAUGGAAUAUAAGGAAAAAAAUAUUAUUUUAGAAAAUACAGGACAAGUCCUGACCGUCUUUAAAUUUCUACCAAAAGAUGAUACAGGUAUUAUUUUACCAUCAUGGCUUCAAGUAACACCCAUUUCUGGUGUAGUUGCGCCUGGUGAAAAGGUGGUCAUUCGGUUCGAAAUAACCAUUGAUCCCACUAUUUCAGCACCUUUUAAUCGUGGUGAUCAAAUAAUUGAUGAUAUCCUCAUCCUUCGACUUGAGAAUAGUAAAGAUUUCUUUAUCUCUAUUACGGGUGAAUACAUCAAGACUUGUUUUGGCACACCUCUUGAAGAAUUAUCGAAAAUGUCAAUACCUAUCAAUGAAACAACUGCAAAAAAUUUAGAAAGAGCAAAAAUCACGACAGCUAAUAAGAAUACAAAUUCUCCAGAACUUAGUUCAUUACUUAAUCAAAUUGAUUUACCACAACAAUUAUGGAAGAUUUUAAAUUUCUUAUGGAACCCAAAUAUGUUUUUUAUUAAAUCUUUAUUUCUCGAACAUGGCGAUUUAAUCGUCUCUACUUAUAUUCGAGAAUGUCUUGAUAACGGACAACAGUUUGAUACGAAUAUUCUAUUGGGUGGUGAACCUUCUGUUGAGGACAAUCUUUCUCAACUUAAUAGUACCCUUUCUGAGUUGACAAUGAAUGAUGAUGAUAGUAAGCGUGCAAAGGAAGCGAUUAGUGCUAACUCUAUGGUCGAUGUUCUGGUUGCAUUUCUUGAAUGCCUUCCUGAAUCUGUUGUUCCUACCUAUUUAUAUGAGCGUGCCUUAGAUGCUUCUGAAUCAGUAGAGGCCAUAAAUAAUUUCAAGAAUACACUACCGUUAUAUCAUUUUAAUGUGUUUUUGUAUAUUGGUAUGUUCUUGAAACAGGCUAUUGACAAUGCUCCAGACUCGGUUAAAAAAGAAAGGGAAAGUAGAAUAGUGGAGUUAUUUACUGUGCUGUUGAGACCUCCUGUAGAUUUUAAGGAGCGUAAUCCUAUUGUAGCUAAGGAAAAGCGUGAAAAGUUCUUAUUACAGCUUUUAAAAUCAUUAAAUCCUUUAAGAAAAUAA
Molecule: messenger RNA, 2079 nt
Organism: Cokeromyces recurvatus
Lineage: Eukaryota; Fungi; Mucoromycota; Mucoromycetes; Mucorales; Mucoraceae
Product: Endonuclease/exonuclease/phosphatase
Exons: 7
Coding region: 1-2079 (692 amino acids)
Biological process (GO): signal transduction; phosphatidylinositol dephosphorylation
Molecular function (GO): phosphatidylinositol-4,5-bisphosphate 5-phosphatase activity
Source: RefSeq, a predicted model, not a curated record